CUGAGCCAUGCCACAAGCUUGCAGAGUUACGCUACCGGUACAGUACGGUUGUCGUCACCAAUCUUGAUGAGAGUACCGCUUCAAAGAUCCCUUCUUUUUUCUUUUUGGUAUGGUACUGGUACCAUACCAUCGCUUCCGUUACCAGCACUAUCUUUAUCGAAUGAUGCCUUCCACUUCUUCUACUCUGCCUUCCUUUGUUCUUCCCUAACGCCUUAGUGGGUCGAUCCUUCACAAUGAUGAGAGCAGCAACAUUUUCUCUGUUUGUCUUGGCUUGCAUCCACCUUGGAUACAUUCUGGGUCCCACUAUGCUGCUGCCAACACGAUAUUGCGAGCUCUUUUUGGCAUCGUCAAUGCUGCUCAGUCUCUAUGCUCAUCGGUUCUUCUUUUCGAAUACAGACUGGCAAAUUUACUGCAUUUUUCUCCUUGUGCGCUGCUGCUCCCCGCAUUCAUAUCCCGUGUCUCAGGUUCUUUACGGCCUUACAUGGAUUUGGAAGCUAUAUCAAUUGGCCACCUUCCAGCCACCCCAACGGGUAGCUCAACUAGGUUGGAGGAGAGUUCUGGCCGAAUUCUCCGGUCCUCAGCUUUGGGUCAACGCUGCCACCUAUUUGAGUGUUUCAACCACAAAGGUCCCGCAAUGUCGUCGGAAAUACUCUGUGGGCCAACUCGAAUUGAAGCGUCCAACUUUUCGAAGUCGUCUGGCAGCCCUGCCGGCCCCGAUUGUGGUUCCUGCUGUCGACUGGAUUUACUGCUGGUACAACACUCCUUUGGUCAAUACCCUCAAGUUUCUGACCAUGGCGACUUGUCCUCGAACCAUGAAUGACGCUACUCAACAACAACCUUGGGGUCCUUUUCGUGGAACAAUCUACAGUGUUCAAAAGAAUGACGCUGAAAGCGAGGAAAUAGUAGAAACAAUACACAACAUGUUUUCGCCCAGGGAGCUUUAUCCCAACAUGAGGGCUUACUAUGAUUCAGCGAAUGACAAUGCUCUGCCUCAUACAAUCCAAUAUCUUCGCCUGGAAAAAGAGAAGUGGGUAGUGCAUGAAGGAGUAACCAAAACGAACCCGAACUACACUGAGCAUCUUCAAGCCUUGGAGAGAGCCCGGUUCCUGCACGAUUUUGCGGGCGUUCACCUGAUUGUCCACAUUUGGUUUGAAGAUUAUCUGGUCUGUGCCGAUCACUGCUUGCAUCCCGACGACGUCUUGCUGAGAAAGCAUUUUGUCAAUAUGGGGAGUACAAGCGGAUACCACGCCUCAUUGGGUCCCCUGUCAUUUGACCACGACUACAAUGGGGUGGGACGGUACUUUCGCAUACCGGAAUCUUCCUCUUAUCUUGAGGAAUUCGAUCUUUCGAAAACUCGACAUCUCAAUGCCAAUGUCCUCGAGCACAUGAAGGUCAACAUAACCUACAAUGCGCCAACGAUUGAAUCAUGUCAUGUCACUCAGCUGUACGGAGAGGCAUUUCAGAUGUUUGCAACGGAUUUGCUAAAGGACUGUCAGAGUCAACUGCCAUCGGAUAAAGGCGACCACAUCGCCGAGGGAAGAUCCAACAUGAUUGCUGAAAUCAAUGAACGUCACAACACAGAAAUUUCGACUAUGGAAGACUUGUUGGUCAACCAUUUGCUGCUGGUAUUGCAACACAGCUUGGUCCACGAGGGAGCCGUAUCACGUAUGGGUUCGGUUGACCAAGGGAACUACCAAACGGCCUUUCAUCCCGACAAUGGGUAUCACUACACUCUGGAGAGUGUUCUAGGCAACAAGCUACACCAUAGAUCGGCCUUGGUCAAGACCUUUUUGCCACCUUCUAAAAUGGAGUACGGGAUCCAGUGGUGAAUGCCCAAUGGUCCAUUUAUUGGAUGGUGCCAAAAACGGAACGACUGCGGCCUUGUGGAUCCUACUUCUAUUUGACGCUGCAGCGGGGGGUCCCAGCUAGCAAAUCAGUGGGGAGCCUUCGGGGUACGUGCACUCAAGACUUGCCAUUUCAUUGCGUUGAAACCAAACAAACGGGAAAGGCAGCGUGCUGGGAUACCGCUACAUAGCCGUAAAAUCUCCGAGGCACAUUGCCCAAGGAACCCGAAAGCACUGGUUGAAAGGCGUGGCGCUGGCAUACAAUAGAACCUGUACCAGGUACGACUGUACAGUCGUACCGUACCUUUACGGGUUAAAGGUAGGUACUGUACGGUCUCUAUUAUGAAAUAGUCUAACUCAAUUCAACUUUGAAAACUUAGAUUGGUUGGACCCAAGCCUGCGAAGCCGCUUUAGACUCAGUCUCUUUGGAGGGUUGUUACGGUAUCCGUGUUCACACCUCACGGUUAUGCUGCUAGCUCUGUU
Molecule: messenger RNA, 2327 nt
Organism: Seminavis robusta
Lineage: Eukaryota; Bacillariophyta; Bacillariophyceae; Naviculales; Naviculaceae
Source: the annotation of a GenBank genome assembly